AUGGCUCCACCACCACAAGAUCGAGCCUCGACGUCGGCUUCAGAUAUCCCACUCACUGACCUCGAAGGCGGCUCUCGCGCAACCGCUCACUUCACCGACACCUCCCGCUGGAACGGCUUCUCCCAAUUCCAUCCGUCCAAUAUUCUCGCGAACUCCAAUGGGCUGGCACCGAAGGUGUCGCAGGAAGAUUGGCUGGCCUUUACCGAAGAUUUAGGGCAUAGAUUGACGGUUGCAUUGACCCCAAGCUUUCUACAACGAUAUGUUGGUGGUGGUGCACCCCAACCGACCAAGUUGCAUGCCAUCGCGGCGCUUGAUGGGCUGCGCGGCUGGGCCUGUCUGCUAGUCUUCAACUUCCACUUCCUCUUCACAUACACCUGGAAGGUGGCGGUCGGGUGGGGAUUCGCAGGCGAGAAUUUUGGAAUACACCAGUUACCUUUCUUGCACAUGUUAAUCUCGGGCCACAUCAUGGUGGCCAUCUUUUUUGUCAUCUCGGGCUAUGUGCUCUCCUACAAGCCCUUGAAAACCAUCCGAUCCCGAUCAUUCGAGGAAACCUUUACUGUACUGGCCUCGUCAACCUUUCGAAGAGCACUGCGCCUCUACAUCCCUUCCAUCGUUGGUCUUGCUUGCGUCUUUGUGGCUGUCCGACUUGGCUUGUACAAUUACUCGUGGGGCGUCAUUAAGGAGGGCCAUACCAUUGUCGGCACGAAUGAACAGCACCCGCCCAUUUACGGGUCCUUCACUAAGCAAUUCUGGGACUUUUACUACACCGUCGCCCAUCUGCUGAACCCAUUCGACUGGGGUCUCUUCUACAACAACUACAACCCGCACCUAUGGACCAUUCCUUUAGAGUUCCGGUGUUCGCUCGUCCUGUUCAUUACGACCUUGGCCACCUCACGUCUGGUGUCGAUCGUCCGAAUGCCUCUCGUGGCCAGUUUGAUUUGGUUCUGCAUGCGCUAUGGUCGAUGGGAUGUCGUCCUAUUCCUGUGCGGCAUGUUAAUGGCCGAAAUUGACCUCAUCAACGGAACGUGGGAGCGGCCCGCGAACUCUGCUUCAGUCAGGGACGAUAAAAGACACAUCCGCCUCCGUCCCGGUGGAAAGAUCAUAACUACUGUCUCCCGAAGGCGCUUAUGGAUCGCCGUCUUCGUGCUGGGUCUGUACAUCGGGUCAACUCCGAAUCUCGGAUUCAAGUGGACGCCGGGGUACAUGUGGCUCUGGAAAAUCACCCCAAGCACAUAUCCCGAGCCACACCGAUUCCCACAAACCAUCGGCGCAACCCUGAUCGUCUUGAGCAUCAAUCACUCCCCCGACAUCCAGAAAGUAUUCACCAAUCCAUUGUCGCAGUAUCUGGGCAAUAUCUCGUUCGCGUUUUAUAUCGUCCACGGUCCCAUUCUACACUCGCUCGGCUACUCGAUCAUGCCUACUAUCUGGGCCAUGACGGGCAAGGAGACCAAUUCUCAGUACUGCCUUGGAUUUUUCAUUGGAUGGUUGAUUUGUCUGCCCAUCUCUAUCUGGGCGGGCGACGUCUUCUGGCGCGCCGUCGACGUGCCCAGUGUGAAAUUCGCCCGCUGGAUUGAAAGUCGGGUUAUCGCAAAGGGUUCACCAGCGACUGGGACGCCGAGCUUGACAACGCCAAGGUCACAAACCCCGCGGAACCAGUGA
This is a messenger RNA of Penicillium daleae, 1659 nucleotides long. Its product is annotated as acyltransferase family protein. Gene Ontology annotation, molecular function: acyltransferase activity, transferring groups other than amino-acyl groups. The record is from RefSeq and is a predicted model, not a curated record. The transcript has a single exon. NCBI's taxonomy places the organism in Eukaryota, Fungi, Ascomycota, Eurotiomycetes, Eurotiales, Aspergillaceae. Gene Ontology annotation, biological process: polysaccharide biosynthetic process. Gene Ontology annotation, cellular component: membrane. Bases 1 to 1659 code for a protein of 552 amino acids.